AUGCUUGAGGGCAUGGAUUACGAUGUUGAGACCUCUAAAGUCCAAAAGCCAGCUCGCUGGUACACCCGCCUGUGGCGGGCAUGCGUGUGCUGUGGGUGCUUAGGUAAUAAAAAGGAGAAAUUUCCGCUCCAUCUCAUUGGCUAUGACCCUAUUGGGCCACUCCAAAGAGCAGCCAGCAAGGGUGAUGUGCAUGCAGUUGAGAAACUCAUCAACUCCAGUCAGUGUCACAUUGAAGAAUUUGAUAGAGGGAACAGGACUUCACUGCACUACGCGUGUGCCCACAACCAUGUGGAUGUCGUGACACUGCUACUAGACUACGACUGCAGCAUUGAUAUCCAGGAUGACGAAGGCUGCACACCCUUGAUUAAGGCUGCCCAGCGAGACAAUCUGGAAUGCAUGUGUGUGCUGCUGCAGCAGGGGGCUGAUCCCCACCUAAAAGAUUUUAGUGGGCAUGCAGCCCUCCACCAUGCUGUUUUGAGAGGUAACAUCACAACUGUUGAGAAGUUGCUUGAAUUCAAUGCAGACAUUGACGCUAAAACAGAGUAUGGUUUAACGCCUGUUCAGCUUGCCAUAAAUAAAAAUAACCACCAGAUGGCAGAAUUUUUAACAUCAAAAGCUGCAAAUGCACAUAGAGUAGCUGACCCGAAGAGGUAG
Messenger RNA from Acomys russatus (golden spiny mouse), 654 nucleotides. RefSeq names its product putative ankyrin repeat domain-containing protein 20A5. NCBI's taxonomy places the organism in Eukaryota, Metazoa, Chordata, Mammalia, Rodentia, Muridae. The transcript has 4 exons. The record is from RefSeq and is a predicted model, not a curated record. The coding region runs from base 1 to 654 and encodes 217 amino acids. Gene Ontology annotation, molecular function: protein binding.